AUGGCACAGAAAGAAGCACUGGGCACCUCCCCGGAGGGGAUUCACCCAACUUACCCCUACAAGGUGGUUCUGCUGGGAAGCACAUCAGUGGGAAAGUCAAGCCUGGCCUACAGAUACGUGAGGAAUGACUUCAAGGAGUCACUGCCAACAGUGGGAUGCUCCUUCUUCACACAGACGCUCCACAUGGAGGUGGCCACGGUCAAGCUGGAGAUCUGGGACACGGCAGGCCAGGAGAAGUACCACAGUGUGUGCCACCUCUACUACCGGGGCGCCCAUGCUGCUCUCCUUGUUUACGACAUCACCAACAAGGAAACACUCAACAGAGCAAAGCUGUGGCUGAGGGACCUGGAGAAGGAAUUCCUUCCCGAUGAAAUCGUCAUUGCUUUGGUAGGCAACAAGGUGGAUCUUGCUGCUGAGCGAGAAGUCACUACUGAGGAGGGGGAAGAGUUUGCAAGGACCAGAGGCCUCCUGUUCAUGGAGACAUCUGCAAAAUCAAACCACCAAGUCAAUGAUAUCUUUAUGGCCAUAGCCCAAGAGCUCCUGCAGCGGGAACAGAAGGCACGAGCCCCAUCCCCACACGGGAGGUCAGCAGUCUCCCUGGGGGAGAGCAGGGUGCGCACAGGGUGCUGCCAGCCCUGA
Molecule: messenger RNA, 639 nt
Organism: Melopsittacus undulatus (budgerigar)
Lineage: Eukaryota; Metazoa; Chordata; Aves; Psittaciformes; Psittaculidae
Gene: RAB17
Product: RAB17, member RAS oncogene family
Exons: 5
Coding region: 1-639 (212 amino acids)
Cellular component (GO): Golgi apparatus; endosome
Molecular function (GO): GTP binding; GTPase activity
Source: RefSeq, a predicted model, not a curated record